GAGCCCGCUGACAGAUUCUCUCGGUGGUGGCGGCGGCGGCAGCGGCCCUGGACUGCGGGGAAUGGGAAUCCUAGGUCUUUGAGCACCGCCCCCGCCUCCCUGCCCGCGACAUGGCUCAGGAGAAGAUGGAGCUGGACCUGGAGCUGCCUCCGGGCACGGUUGGGAGCCCGGCGGAGGGCGGCGGCAGCGGUGGUGGCGGCGGGGGCCUCAGGAGGUCUAACAGCGCCCCCCUGAUCCACGGCCUCAGUGACACUUCGCCGGUGUUCCAGGCCGAGGCGCCGAGCGCCAGGCGAAACAGCACAACGUUCCCGAACCGCCACGGCCUGCUACUACCGGCCUCCCCCGUCCGCAUGCACAGCAGCCGCUUGCACCAGAUCAAACAGGAGGAGGGCAUGGACUUGAUCAAUCGAGAGACCGUCCACGAGCGCGAGGUGCAGAACGCAAUGCAGAUAAGCCACUCCUGGGAGGAAAGUUUCAGCCUGAGUGACAACGACGUGGAGAAAUCCGCCUCCCCGAAACGCAUCGAUUUCAUUCCGGUGUCGCCAGCACCGUCACCCACCCGGGGAAUUGGGAAGCAGUGUUUUUCACCAUCCUUGCAAAGUUUUGUGAGUAGCAAUGGAUUGCCUCCAAGUCCGAUUCCCAGCCCAACGACCCGAUUUACUACCCGGAGAAGCCAGAGUCCAAUUAAUUGCAUUAGACCAAGUGUUCUUGGACCAUUGAAAAGAAAAUGUGAAAUGGAAACUGAAUAUCAGCCAAAGAGAUUUUUCCAGGGCAUCACCAACAUGCUUUCUUCUGACGUUGCACAGCUGUCAGAUCCUGGUGUGUGUGUAUCUUCCGAUACCCUUGAUGGAAACAGCAGCAGUGCCGGAUCUUCUUGUAAUUCACCAGCGAAAGUCAGCACUACCACCGACUCUCCUGUGUCACCUGCCCAAGCGGCCUCUCCAUUUAUUCCAGUAGAUGAACUUUCAUCUAAGUGAUUCACCCACCCAUCCUGAGACUCGGUUUUGUUUUUGUUUUUGCAAUGGAGAGAAAAAUGAAGUUGGAACAAGCACUGAACCUUGUCGAUUAAUUUGAGGCUAUUUCCUAUGUUACCCUUUUCCUUUUUUGGAAUUUCCUGAAAUGUUGUUAUUCUAGAGAACUUUUAUGUCAGAUUCCUGCGGGUGCCCUUGAAUAGAGUGUAGUAAUAUUUUCAGACGUUUCCCCAAUAAGUGUGUUGAAGCAUACAUCUUUACGCUGCUAAUAUGUCUAAAUACAUAUGUUAUCCCUUGAUUUUUUAAAAUAA
Molecule: messenger RNA, 1282 nt
Organism: Mesoplodon densirostris (Blainville's beaked whale)
Lineage: Eukaryota; Metazoa; Chordata; Mammalia; Artiodactyla; Ziphiidae
Gene: PABIR1
Product: PP2A Aalpha (PPP2R1A) and B55A (PPP2R2A) interacting phosphatase regulator 1
Exons: 1
Coding region: 111-977 (288 amino acids)
Biological process (GO): mitotic G2/M transition checkpoint
Cellular component (GO): cytoplasm; nucleus
Molecular function (GO): protein serine/threonine phosphatase inhibitor activity
Source: RefSeq, a predicted model, not a curated record